CAUAUCUGGCUUGGCCGUCAUAUUCACAUAUUCCUUUUCCCCACUCCUUUGGGACUCCCGAGUAAUCCUGACCAGAUCCCCCCACUAUGUCGAAGUCUAUCACGGCCCUUCGACAGCCUCGAGCUCCUGAGACCCAUUCCAUAGUCCCAAGACGGGACACUGCGGCAAAGGAACAGCCCGAGACGAUCCUGUCCGAACGACCGAGCCAUGUGCAGACGCAGUACGGAGGGAAUGACAAUCCUGGCGUCCUGCAGGUAUUUCCGCCGGCAUGGUUGCCCUACCUGCAGCUUGUUCGCCUUUGGCCCCCGGCCGCACUGCUGCUGAUUUUCUUCCCGCACGGAUUUGGCAUCCUGCAUGCCGCGAUUCGGACGCAGGCUUCCCUGGGAGAUGUCGUCCGAGCUAGCAUUGUGAUCUUUGGGGGCUGUUUCUUCUGCUCCAAUGCCGCACACACCUGGAACGAUCUGGUCGACGCACGCUUGGAUGCUCAGGUCGAACGGACCCGACGACGGCCCAUCCCCCGUGGCGCCAUCACCCCGACGGCAGCUCUUCUCUUUGGGGCUACGCAGGUACUCGGUGCGGUGCUCCUGCUGACGUGCCUGCCAUUUGGGCUGUGGGUCAAUGGAUUGUAUGCAACCCCCAAUAUUAUUAGCACGAGCUAUUACCCGUUCGCCAAGCGUCACACCCAUUUGCCCCAACUCGUGCUGGGGUUCUGUCUUGCAUGGGGGGUGGUAAUGGGAGAGGUAGCGAUGGGCGUGCAGCCCCUGUCGUAUUCCCCGCAGACGGGCGAGGUAAGUCUCGACCCGUCGGUGUUCUGCCUGGUGACGGGCACAGCCGUCUGGGCGCUCAUCUACGACACCAUCUACGCGCAUCAAGACCUUCAGGCUGAUCUUCGCGUCGGAAUCAAGAGUCUGGCGGUGUUGCUGCAAGAAAGGAGCAAAAUAGUGCUGUGGCUCGCGCUGGCCCUCAUGACGGGACUCCUGGUGCAGGCCGGGCGGCUCAGCGGGCUCGGGAUUCCAUAUUACUUCCUUGCAGUGGGCGGGGGAAGUGCCUCGCUGGGACUGAUGAUCUGGCGCGUUAACCUACGCGACAGCCAGAACUGUUGGUGGUGGUUCAGCAAUGGGUUCUGGUGGACGGGUGGGGCGAUUGGAAUGGGCCUGUUGGCAGAAUAUUGCUGAAUGUCUCUGGAAAUGCACAUCAGACAUCCUUGGCAUCUUUAAGGCGAGCCGCCAGGGGCUGGCUAAAUAACAUACUUUUGUACCAACUUGUAGGGCAAUCAGCUUGUAG
Aspergillus saccharolyticus JOP 1030-1 is the source of this 1284-nucleotide messenger RNA. Its product is annotated as 4-hydroxybenzoate octaprenyltransferase. Gene Ontology annotation, molecular function: 4-hydroxybenzoate polyprenyltransferase activity. The record is from RefSeq and is a predicted model, not a curated record. Gene Ontology annotation, biological process: ubiquinone biosynthetic process. Gene Ontology annotation, cellular component: mitochondrial inner membrane. The transcript has a single exon. NCBI's taxonomy places the organism in Eukaryota, Fungi, Ascomycota, Eurotiomycetes, Eurotiales, Aspergillaceae. The coding region runs from base 87 to 1175 and encodes 362 amino acids.